Messenger RNA from Bombus pyrosoma, 3996 nucleotides. RefSeq names its product ubiquitin-conjugating enzyme E2Q-like protein CG4502. Gene Ontology annotation, biological process: cilium assembly; regulation of protein localization. Gene Ontology annotation, cellular component: ciliary transition zone; ciliary membrane. The transcript has 7 exons. The record is from RefSeq and is a predicted model, not a curated record. Lineage: Eukaryota; Metazoa; Arthropoda; Insecta; Hymenoptera; Apidae. The coding region runs from base 789 to 2069 and encodes 426 amino acids.
CAGUGUUUAUAUAACCGUACUUUCCGCGCCUACUACUGGGCCAUCGAUGAGCAUUUUUUUGCAUUAAUUCGUCCUUCAAUCGCUUCAGUUGGCGUUGACAAAUUGUAGCAUUAACCGUUUCACUGGGAUUUCAAUGAAAUUCAUGAUACACCACGCCUUCCAUGUCUCACCAAAUAAUGCAUAGCAUUAUGUCUUUUCCGUGGAUAUUCCGUUUUGGUGUCGAUGUUGGAAAUUGUUCGGGGUCCACCCACGAUCUCCUCUGUUUCGAAUCUCCUUAGUAGAUCCAGUUACGAUACGCUACAAAAAAAAAAAAAAAAAAAAAAAGAAAGCUCUUCCCCCUAUGCUUAGGAAGCAAGGAAAUGCAAAUGCCAAGCGAUUCAUUCAACUUUCAGCUUUCUGAAUAUAUAGGUGUUUCAGAAAGUUGAGAGAAGAAACUGAGAUAAGUUUGUACAUUUUUAUUGGAAAUAAAAAAUUUCCCGUUUCCAAAGUUGAUAAAUUGUUAAUUCGACUGGACUAAUGGGAACCAUAAUAUUAUAAGUUUGUCUAGUAACGGAUGCACAUUCGUAUAGUAAAUAUAUAAGUAUAAUAGCGAUUAAAGAGCGGCGUUGGUGUGCAUGGAUAAUUAGACAAGGACAGAAGGCGCCUCUGUGCAGCGUCCUCUUUCUUUUCCCACAUCGCGUCCACUUACACUGUAACGUAUAACCAAACGUACGGCUGCGCGUGCUCUAUCUCUGUGACUUUGCGGCUAUUACUUAUACACAUGUUACUCAUUGAAAAAUCGUGUACUGAUGGAGAAGCCUGAUGUAUCGUUUAACUAUAAAUAUAUUUUGUUAGCAAACAGAGAUUACAGUAUUAACCCUAUAAUUUGUUCAACUUUUAAAACGUACAAGGAUAACGAAAUCAAGGAUGACUGUACAUUGAUAAAGGUUCGAGAAGUAGAUACAAAUAUGGAUGGUAGAAAGGACAUUUUAAAGUUUGAAGCACACUUUUAUACCGAUGAACCUAUAAGAUCUCUUAAACUUUUACUUUUCUUCAAUUUCCAACUAAAGCAGUUGGUGGAGACGACGGUAGAAUCCAUUGCAUAUUUUACUCAUACGUUAAACGAAGAGGCGCAGAAAGUAUGUUUCUACGGUGACUUGAUAUUGCAACAGAAGAGCGUGAUCACUAGCGAAGGUUUAUAUCAAACGUAUAAUCGCAGUAUAGAAAUUGCUGACUAUUCCAUAGAUGAAUUACUGAUGGAAAAUUUUAAGAGGAAAUCGUAUCGUAAGGCUGGCAGAACCAUGUCUACGAGAUCGAAGGAGAAGGUGGUGGCUGUUUUUCGAAAAUUCUUUCGACCCUCGGAGAAGAUCUCGGAGCAAGAUGGAGCAAGCAGUUCGACGAGUUCUCCGUCCAGGAGGCUUCUGAGUCGACAUCAUCGUCCGGAUGCGGUCACUCCUACCGAUGCCACAUUGUCCGACAAUGCCGGCGCUAGCAACUCUAAUCAUGCAAGUUGUUUCUUCAAGUCAAAAAAAUCUACUGCUAAUUCCACGCAGGGAACGAUUGCAAUGCCGGAUAAGGGACUUCGCUUACGUCGUUUAAUGAAGGAACUAAGCGAAAUUCAGAGGAUGCAGAAUCGGCUCGAGUCAACAUUCACCGCGGAGUUGGUAAACGACAAUUUGUUCGAGUGGCACGUGAGACUGCACAAGAUCGAUCCGGAAAGUGAACUGGCCGCGGACAUGAGGGAGCUCGAUAUACCUUACAUACUUCUCCACGUGGUGUUUCCUGAGAAUUUCCCGUUCGCUCCACCUUUUAUGCGCGUUAUUUCGCCAAGAAUCGAGAAAGGCUUCGUUAUGGAAGGCGGUGCGAUCUGUAUGGAGCUUCUCACGCCCAGAGGAUGGGCCAGUGCGUACACGAUCGAAGCUGUUAUCAUGCAAUUCGCGGCCAGCAUCGUUAAAGGCCAGGGCCGCGUAGCGAGAAAACCAAAGACCAGCAAAGAAUUUAACAGACGUUCCGCCGAAGAAUCCUUCAGAAGUCUAGUAAAAACGCACGAGAAGUAUGGUUGGGUUACACCGCCGCUUACAGAAGGAUAACUCUGCAGACCUUACGAAGGAACGGAAGACUUUGUUGUUAUUUAAGAAUUCGUGCUCACAAUCAACAGGUUUCGGAUGUGACUUCCGUUUGUAUCAUUACGGGAAACAUUCGAUAAUCGCGCAAAGAUCCGGACUCGAUUUUUCCCAAUUGCGCACACGUAAAAACGAUCAUCCUAUUUCUAGAAAUUGAGAUUUUAGACGUGCCAAAUUUUUGACUCGCGAUCAAUAAAACACCUUUACCGACACCUUUGUCACAUUUUUCUGAUUAGAACGACACCAAAUACCAUGUAAUUUGGAGCAAAUUUGCUUACUUAGUAAACGAUAAUUAAAUACAUAUCAAGAAGUAAAUGUAAUUCGAAUUACGUUGUGUAAUUGGCUGAUGGUGAACUCGUGGAACCGUUCCGUUCUCUUCGAGUUCCAUGAUUUUUUAAUACGUUGUAAAGCGCGACGUUUCUUGAGUAUCCUUCUCCUACACGUAUAACCGUCCAUCUCGCUUACUUUCCGAGAUAUUACAAGCUACCGUUACACACUCUGUUCCUCCUGCUUGUAAUCGUGCGUUCUGUGCCAGCCAGCGUAUACAUCGCUAUUGGAUGUCGGUCGUUUAUCUCGCGACGGUUCGAUCGAGAGUACCAAAGCCAAACUCAAAUCCCGAUACAACGAUGAUAUUCGCUUUUAAUCGAGUUACAAAUUAUAACGGACGUUUCUUGCAUUCCUGCAGUCUUGCAUAUGGCCGACCCAUCUUUGCAAACGGAAGAAUAAUCGGCCGGCAUCCACAAUACAGGACGUGUAUGCUGCCACAGACGCGUAAUUCUAAACAGAAAUACACUGUUGUAACGAUACCUUGCAAUAUCUCGGAAAUAAAGCGACACCGAAACGGUUAUAUAUACGGAGAGGACGGGUCGAUUCUACGAGUUCGUCGCAUUCGAUUUAAUCAGAAACAUCUACCAAAUCUACGUUGGUAAAAGUUUCAUUAAGAAGUGGUGAAAAACAAUAAGUUUCACCUUUGAAUUAGUAUAGAAUUAGUAGUCAGACUGCGUGGCGGGGACGAGGAGUGUGCAAUUACGCAGAGCAUCUUUCCGAGCAAUUAUCGAAUGCUUUCUGUACUUCCUUUUCCCGGAAACAAUGUAACUGCGUUAUAAUCGCAUUAAAUGUUGCUUUUAUAAAUGACAGGUAAUGUAACGUAACACGUAGUUGAAAAAGGAAGGUGGAAAUCAAGAAUUUGUUAAUUCGGUUGAAACGGUAAUGAUAAAGCUCGAGACCUAGUUACGAAAACGUUAUUUUACCAAUUCCACGUUGAAUGGAUUAUCGGUAAAACUAUCACGACGAUCCUACUACGAGUAAUAAACAUACCCUAAUGAUAAAUAUUUUAUAACUUUUACGUGGGUAUCUAAAUAUAUUUACAAAUAUUUUUGUUAACUUGUUACCAAAAAAAUGUCUUUCAUCCAGCGAAUUAGUUUCGUUCCAUUAAAACGUAAGAAUAAGAAUUUAGUGGUAUAGAAGGAAUGACAUUCGUUACAAUGAUCGAGUAAUUUCUGUUACUACAUAAUACAAAAUUUAAUACAGCCAUGUUAUUUAUAUUUGUAAUAUCUACAGAUUUUUUAAGCGAAGAAGAGAAAACGUAGUCUCUCGAUUCUGUAUUUCUUUGUUUCAACUGUCAUUGCCUUGGACAUGUGAUGCUACAAACACGUGCAUAAAUUUUUAUAUUGCGUCGAUUAACAUUUGUAAAGAAAAAAAGAAAAAAAAAAAGCGUAGCGUCAAGUUUAGCUUUUAUUAUGCUAGCCAAUUUCCAAACAUAUUUCAUAGCAUUGUAUAAUAUAAUUUUCAGUAUUCUGAAGUCAACAACAUUGUUCUAUAUAUGGAUAUGAGUGCGCGAGACAUUCUGUAACUAAUUGUAAAUCGACUCAAAUAUAUACAUUGUCCUAUUGCA